CCGGCGUCAUGACGUUGAGGUGACUACAAGUACGCGAUGACGUCAGACGCUGUCUCUUUCCCCGCUGCCUGCUGCCAGGAUGAAGACCAUUCUCAGUAACCAGACCGUUGACAUCCCCGAGCAAGUCAGUGUUUCACUGAAGGGCCGGACGGUCAUUGUAAAAGGCCCCAGAGGAACCUUGCGACGGGAUUUUAACCACAUCAAUGUGGAGCUCUCCCUCCUGGGAAAGAAACACAAGAAGCUACGUGUGGACAAGUGGUGGGGUAACAGAAAGGAGCUGGCAACAGUUCGCACAAUUUGCAGCCAUGUACAGAACAUGAUAAAGGGUGUUACACUGGGCUUUCGUUACAAGAUGAGGUCAGUGUACGCUCACUUCCCAAUCAACGUAGUUAUACAGGAUAAUGGCUCACUUGUGGAAAUCCGAAACUUCUUGGGAGAGAAGUACAUUCGCAGAGUGCGUAUGAGGCCAGGUGUUUCCUGUGCAGUGUCUCAAGCCCAGAAAGAUGAGCUGAUCCUUGAAGGGAAUGACAUUGAAUUGGUCUCCAAUUCAGCUGCCUUGAUCCAGCAAGCCACUACGGUCAAGAACAAGGAUAUCAGGAAAUUCUUGGAUGGUAUCUAUGUCUCCGAGAAAGGAACAGUACAGCAGGCAGAUGAGUAAAACUCUUAAUAGUUGUCUGGAUCCUGAAACAAACCAUCAUGAGACAUUGUACCAGCAAGUACCAGAUUGAAGAAUCUGAUACAAAACCCAAGUACCAUGAGAGGUUUAAUAAAAUAAAACUUAUUUCA
Molecule: messenger RNA, 786 nt
Organism: Chroicocephalus ridibundus (black-headed gull)
Lineage: Eukaryota; Metazoa; Chordata; Aves; Charadriiformes; Laridae
Gene: RPL9
Product: ribosomal protein L9
Exons: 8
Coding region: 80-658 (192 amino acids)
Biological process (GO): cytoplasmic translation
Cellular component (GO): ribosome; cytosolic large ribosomal subunit
Molecular function (GO): structural constituent of ribosome; rRNA binding
Source: RefSeq, a predicted model, not a curated record